GAGCCCAGCUGAGGCAGGGGUGGAGCUACCUGUUCAGAGCCUGACUAAGAAGGCCCUGGCUUGGAGGGUCGGCUGGACUGAAGUCGUCAUGGCCUUCCCACUGGAGACUGGCCCCCCGGAAGGCAGAUGGGACCCUUUUUUUCCUGCAAUACAAUGGAUACAAUUUGCAGUGGCUACCUUGAGUGUUAUAGGUUCGAGUUCAAUUAUCACUUAUGCUGUGUUCCAGAACCCACCCAAGUCUGCAGAGAUAAAGCCACUCUUGUAUCUGAGCUUGUCUGACCUGCUCCUGGGGAUUUGCUGGCUCAUAAAAGCACUUGUCUAUGGAACAUCAGCAGCCCACAAAGACAGCAUCUGCUAUAACCUACAGGCAGUGGGAGAGGUGAUAUAUUAUACCUGCCAAGGUAGUCACAUCAUGUUCCUUUUGUCAAGCCUGAUACCUCUGCUACUGAUGACACCUGUGUUCUGUCUGGGCAAUGUCAACGUAUGUUUCCACAACUUUAGCCAGAGCCACAGGUGUAUUCUAAUGCACUCACCACCAUCAGCCACGACUGAAUCCCUGCCUUCCACCAACACAUCUGUCUGCAGCACACUCUAUUUUUACGGAGUCACCAUUUUCCUAGCCAGCUUUUUCUUCAGCUUCUUCACCAUUAUGGUCUUCCUCAUCCGUGCCCACAGAUUGUAUAAGAAGUCUGUGAAAUCAACUGGCUUUCUGGAGAGUGAGCAGCGGCCAGUGAUUCACAUUGUGGGCCAGCGCGUGUGCUUCUUCCCAGUGGCCUUUGUGUGCUGCUGGGGCCCAGCUGUCAUGCUGCUGAUCAUAAAGCUGACCAAGCCACAGGAUAGCCCCCUGCACAUGGCCUUCUCCGUGCUCCAGGCUCUCACAGCAGCAUCUCAGGGGCUGCUCAACUGUGGCAUAUAUGGCUGGACACAGUGCAAGUUCCAGCAGCUAAAGCGUGAGCCUUGCCGUGAUGCAGACACUCAGACCCCAUUGCUGUGUUCACAGAAGAGAGUCUAUAGCAGGAGCCUAAACCUACCCGCAUCCUCUCUCGAUUUUGCCUCCAGCUCUUCCACCGUUCUUUGAACUAUGGGACUGGAGCAUCCAGGAAGUAAAUGUUUCACCCGACUCUCUUCUCGUUGUACCUCUGACUGAAUACUGAAAGGGAAUGUAGGGCUGUGGUCACUCGUGUUCUAGAUGGGUUAGCAAGGAGCUGUACCAGUGCUCAGUCAGGGAGAUGCGGCCUCUUCCCACCUAAGAGACUCAUUACCUUGACAAGUACUAGAUUUAUUUACAUCUCUGAAAGAAAAAAUAAAUUUCAGGUUCAUA
Acomys russatus (golden spiny mouse) is the source of this 1321-nucleotide messenger RNA. It is a transcript of the gene Tmem116, whose product is annotated as transmembrane protein 116. The record is from RefSeq and is a predicted model, not a curated record. The coding region runs from base 89 to 1078 and encodes 329 amino acids. Lineage: Eukaryota; Metazoa; Chordata; Mammalia; Rodentia; Muridae. The transcript is spliced from 10 exons. Gene Ontology annotation, biological process: adenylate cyclase-activating G protein-coupled receptor signaling pathway. Gene Ontology annotation, molecular function: G protein-coupled receptor activity. Gene Ontology annotation, cellular component: plasma membrane.